Aspergillus japonicus CBS 114.51 is the source of this 2814-nucleotide messenger RNA. RefSeq lists its product as uncharacterized. The record is from RefSeq and is a predicted model, not a curated record. Lineage: Eukaryota; Fungi; Ascomycota; Eurotiomycetes; Eurotiales; Aspergillaceae. Bases 1 to 2814 code for a protein of 937 amino acids. The transcript has 5 exons.
AUGCUAGGAUCUGUAACUGAGGGGAGUAUUCAGGGCUGGGUCCAGCACAACCUGGAACAAUCCAUCAUGAUCACUGGGCAUGAACGGAACAACCACCUGAAAUGGCAGGCGGUGGAGCACCUGUUUCCGGUUGAAGUCCAGUCCCACGACUUCCUCACGUAUGGAUUACUUACCGCUGGAGCUGAAGCAGCUGAUUGUGAAAGAGCCCUACGAGCCCUAGCCCAGGUGAACCGCCAAUGGAACCGGGUGGCUGGUUCCCACAUCUAUCGACAUCUCACCAUUCACCUGGAAUCUUCAAUCCUCGAGCCUCUUCAGCGCGUGCUCCAACUGCUGGAUCUCAGUCACAUUCUGCCGCAUAUCCAGCGGUUGACCCUCGUCUGCCAAGAAAGUCACCGGUCCAUCUAUUGUCAUCCCCAACAGGAUGACCGGGAAUACUUCCCCGAGAUGGAUCAGAGUGAUUCGUAUCAGGUCCCAUUGAAGAGGGACAGUCCCGCCGAACUGGGGCGAUAUCUGGAUCAAACCCCCGCGGAGGACAUCAUCCCGCCCCGUAAUCUGGGCGGAUACAAAGGCGACUGGACCCCCGUCGUCCGCCUCGUGGAGCAAUUGCACGGUCUUCAGCAGCUUGAUCUCCUGAUGUUCCGACACUAUCCGCUGAAGCUGCUGGAUACGCUGGCGGUGACUCAUCCCCACUGUCGACUGUCGAUCGUCGCCCAGAACCGGCGGGAUGCUGGCGGAAUCCUGGCGACACGAUGGAUCCACUCUCCGGUGCUGCAUACCAUCCAGAUCGUCCAUCCGGAGGAUCAUUGUGUUCCGUUCGUGGAGCACCCUGAUCGUGCCCUGCGCGAUAUUCUCCGACAGGUCCCGUAUAUCAAGCGCUUGUCAUUGCAGCUCCGUCCCGGUCGCGGGUCUGCUUCUCGCACGUAUCAUGACUACCACCGGUGGCUCCGGUCCCAGCCUGCGGAGAGCGGGAUGCAUCCAGCCUCGCGAGCAUGCCUCGAGGUGCUCGCAUUGCCGUUGAGCACGACGAUGACACGCGAGGGGUUGGAGGCCUGGUCUGGGGUGGUCAAUUGGCAGUCCCUCACGGCGUGGGCUCCCGGGACGAUCGAGGACAGUACUGUAUUAAGCACAAUCGCAAUCCAGCAACCCUUCCAAGCCCUCCAGCGGCUGACCCUCUUUCUCCGGCCCCCGGAGGGUGUCGACUAUUGGGCGAAUUGGACCCACGCGGCCCAAAGAAUGUUCGACGCGCUCCCUCCGCUGGUCUACCUGUGCUUACUGGGGCCAUACGAGCAGACCCUCCUCCUGACGGUGCUCGACCGGCAUGGUCCCACCCUCACCGAGCUACAGCUGGACCGUGACCAGCCCCAAUAUCAGUCAGGGCUGACCUUCAGCCGACUAGCACGGAACGGACCCAUUGCCCCGAUCUUCACGGCGGAAGUCAUUGCUGGCGCGGCCACCCGCUGUCCCGUGCUGCGCACACUGCGGAUCUGCGUGCAACGGCACCGCGGGCAUCCGCUUGAGGUGGCCGCAUACGACGCGCUGGGCCAGUUCUCGGCGUUGCAGACUCUGGAUCUGAUUCUCAUCUGCCUCCCCGCGGUUGUCAUGGCCGAUCGACCAGCCUCCGCACUGACGCCCUUCCCGCCGCGAGCGUUGACUGCCUUGGAGCAAGAGCUACUUGACGGCCAUUGUCCCAAGUGGAUCGUUCGCGACCAAGCGAUUAAUGCCGCUAUCGAUGAGUUGCUGGCCACCGCCAUCUUCAAGCGCAUUCAGGGGGGUCAGGCGACUGCGGGCAGGGGGCGCCUAAAGUUGCUCCGCCUUCACCCGCGCGUGGGGCGGUUGGCGCAUUACCAUGACGAUAGAUCAGUCGGAGGUCUCAGACCAUUGGUGCUGGGGAGAAGUCAUGAUCUCUACAAGGAGAUGGCAGGGGCGUGGCAAGUGCAGUGCAAUAAUUCCUCGGGGGUGGGGAUGGUGCGGGCGGAAAAUCAGUAUCGACCAACCCCGUGCCCUAGGACGAUGCGCAGUGCAGAGCUAGAGAUUUUCGAGUCAAUCUGGCCGUCGAAUGAUGGGCAAACCAACAGGAUCUGGCCACUCGCUUGGCAAAGUUGGCCCUUACAUUCCCCCUCCCAAGCCACUCCACACAUCAUCGAUGCCCCGGGUCGCCCCCUGAAAUUAGCCCGUGGUGCAUUAUUUUCUCGGAGGUCAAUCAUGCACUUCCAUCUCCUUGCCCUCCUCGGCGCCACAAACCCCCUGAUUGCGCUCGCCGAUACAACCCACCUGGCUACCUCCGUGCUUAGAACAGUGACCACCACCGAAGUCGUAACGGGCAUCGAGAUUGUGGUUGGGGCCACUAAAACUGUUCCAGGCGAAACUAUCAGCACCCCUUCCCUUGAGUCGGCGACGAGCACCGUCAACCCCAUGAACCUCACCGGAAGGCUGUCGGUUCUAGAGACUGCUGUGCCGACGAGCUGGUGGGAGAGAAUGAGGACCGACCCAGCAUUCUUCUCAUCCGAAAUCAUCGCGGAGAGAUCAGGUGUUAUGCCGGCCUGGUACUCCAACCUGCCAACUGCUGCAAGGGCUAUCCUUUCCAGUGAGGAAGCGAGGUACGCCUCCCUGCUUUCCUCCGAAAGCGCCAUGGCCACUGGGUGGUUUCCGAAUUCCCGCGCAGACUCGUCCUCUGCCUCAUCCGCGACUUCGGCUGUCAGCCCUACUCGAUUGAAGGCUUCCAGCUCUACCGGGGGCGCAGCUACUGCUACUGGCAUGUGGGCGAUGGGUGUUGCCGGUGUUUGGGGGCCUCUUGGUCUUGGGUUGGCUCUGUAA